Poecilia reticulata (guppy) is the source of this 1362-nucleotide messenger RNA. Lineage: Eukaryota; Metazoa; Chordata; Actinopteri; Cyprinodontiformes; Poeciliidae. The record is from RefSeq and is a predicted model, not a curated record.
AUGUCUUCACUGUCCACUGUGAAGAGAAAAGAUGGGAUGCACGCUUGUUACUGGUGGGGAGGAACGGUGAAGGAUGUUUACCACAUGGCACCUGCUGGGGAACUGUUUAUGUCCCAGAGCGUGAUGGAGGGGAUUGGACUUGCAAUGUGUAUGUCACGUCUCAGUCAGACUGAGGGACGACUGCAUGCAGUCCCACACGAUCUCCAGAGCAGACACCAAACGCCUAGCGAUCCUGUUUUAGCUCCAGAUAAGCGCUAUAGCGACCGACACAAGCCACUUUCUCAACUGCUGGCAGAGGAGGAGGAGGAGGAGGAGGAGGACAAUUCCACCCAGAUUGUUGAUGCUGACCAUGUCUACUAUACGUCUAAAAUCUACGGUUCYGGAGAUGCGCUAAGCCAAAACCUUUGGGCGGAUGUCGGUCAGACAGACAGGGAAAAGUGGAGAGUCCUCCAGUUUCUGUCCAGCUCGCACAGACAAGCAGAGAGAGUGAAUCUUUCAUUCAUCUUUCCUUUUUAUGGUCACCCACUGAAAGAGAUCACAGUUGCUACUGGAGGUUUCAUUUACACUGGAGCUGUAAUCCAUCAGAUGCUCACAGCCACUCAGUACAUUGCUCCCUUGAUGGCCAACUUUGACCCCAGCAGAAACUCCACUGUGUUAUAUUAUGACAAUGGAACUGCGCUGGUCGUUCAGUGGAACCGAGUCCAGCUCCGGGACAUCAGUCUGGGAACUUUCACCUUCCAGGCCACUUUGCACAGUGAUGGACGGAUUGUUUUUGCCUACAAAGAGAUUCCCAUCGCCGUCAAUGACAUCAGUUCUGAGAACCAUCCUGUCAAAGUGGGCUUGUCGGAUGCGUUCGUGGUGCUUCAUAACAUCAAACAGAUUCAUAAUGUACGUCGGAGAACCAUCUAUGAGUAUCAUAGAAUAAACAUCCCAAAGUCCAAAAUCUGCAGCUCCACUGCAGUGGAACUGCUCCCCCUCCCAACCUGUCUGCAGUUCUCCAGCUGCGGCCCAUGUGUCACCUCUCAGAUUGGGUUUGACUGCAGCUGGUGCAGUCGCCUACAGAGAUGCUCCAGUGGCUUUGACAGAAAUCGUCAGGAGUGGGUCGACCUCGGCUGCCUAGAGGAGAGGCGUGAUCCACGAUGUCUCCCGAUGACGAACGUCAAAACUGGAACAUCACGCCGCGUGUCGUUUCCUUCUACAUCUGCUUCAAAGCAGCAGAGGACCUUAAACAUGACGCCCACCCCCGCGAGCAAGACAUCCACCACCAAYGAGCUUUUAUCACACAGCAGAUCUGGCAGCAGGGACAAAUCAAGUGAACAGCCACCAGCCAACACAUCUGCAAAUGGGAUAGCUGCACACUGA